AAGAAAACAAGAAUUUUGAUGUAAAAAUCAAAGUUGGCAAAGAGUCGUGCGGGAAUAUUUGAAUUUGUUUUUUCACAAAACACAACCUUAGUAUAGCCAAGCAAGAGUGAGGACGAGCACGAUGGCACAACAAGGCGGUGUGGAGCUGCGCGGCGUCGUAGAGGAGGAUGAGGAGGAGGCUCAGUUAGGACUACCACUAACGCUUAAAGCACUAAGUAAAACAGCCGGUUGGUUUUCACCUCUGAAAUUCUAAGUUUUUCCCGUGCAACAAUACAUGUCUUGCCUGGCUGCAUGAGCGUGACUCAGCACAUCUCUAUCAAGGAUUGAUAUCACGACAAUAUCUUCUGAAAAUGAAUUCUCCUCCACCACAAGAAUGACUUAAUAAAGCGUAUCUUCUUGGGCAAGGUAACUACAACUUCAGUAGAACUUCUAUCUGUGACAAGGUAACUGCAACUUCAAUUCAGAACUAUCUGGAUCGAUGAUCAAUCACUAUCACUUUUAUAAUUCCUAGAGCUCUUGUUCUAAUGUAAGUAGAAGAGCAGGAGGAGCAGGAAGGCGGCGACGACGAAGAGGAAUCUCAACCGGUUGACUGGGAUCGAACAUGUGCAUACAAGACUUAGGGGUAGGUUUUUAAAGGUGUUCCUGUUGCCGCUCGUUGUGCCUUUCUGAAGAAGGAAAGGAAUAACGAACGGGGUAAACGAGCACCAAAAGCCUACCGCUAAAAGACAUUGAAGAUCGUGCGAGUCCGAGAUCGCUAUCUGGGCAUACUCUAUUGGAGCAUCGUGGUAGCGGUGAUUCUAUUUACGAGGGGAGUUCUGGUUUUGUUUCUCUAGAUUCAAUAGGUUUAUGAUUGUUUUGCUCGUAUCGCAUUAUCACGCACAGGUUUUUUUUCACCUUCAUCAAGUUAUGUAGCUUCCUGGUGGGCGUACUCGUCUAAGAAGCACAUCGUCAUCGUUGCUGUGGCGCUCGAUGGCAAACAUCAGAGGCAAGAGCCAGGUCUUGGGUCCACUAUAGUAAAAUUUCAAGGCAAAGCGUUUAACGCGAAAAAUGAGCCAUUCGAUGAGGCUGAUUUACGGUUUUGAUUUUUUUGUUUCCUCGUUCCUUCUAUCUUUCGUGUAGUACCUAGGAGAGCCAGACCUUUGUACUUCGCAUUUAUUUUCUCUGCUCUCAAUGAAUAAUUAUCUGCGCUAUUAUAAGUACUUUGGUCAGACUGGAGCUGGACUUGCCAUUCUUGGCAAGAAGAAGGUCCAGCUUUUUUUACCUGCUCCUCCAGGCAUCCAGAGGUCGAACCAAGUGGAGCGUUUAUCAUGACGCGAUCCGUAACCAUCAAGGGACAAGCGGCUGGUGCCUGUGUGGACUAUGACAAACCAUGCUUACGACGGACGGGUUUCACGCAAGUAGCCUCUGACUACGUUCAACAUAGAAAUGUUCUAGAGCUGCAUGCUUAAGAUUUGAAGAAUAUCUCAAAUCUCGAAUAAUCUGAUUAAACGAUCAUUUUCAACUGUACUCGUUUUCUAAUCUAGAGAAAUGUGACAGCAGCAGAGCCAAAGGAGUGCAACUGCGAUAAAGCCUCAAAUCAUUGUAAGCUACCAGUGGCUUGGUGUCCGAGUAUCGGAGAGGGAAACAUCGAUACGCUCAAGGACGAUGGCGCAACCACCAUUGUGAAUGAGGUGGAUUUUUACUCUAAGCUGGACAUACAACAAUCGUCUCACUGCGUUUGAUGACACUUUAUGAAGAUGAGCGUUAUUAUUGUUGUAAAUUCGUCAAACUUGUUUGCCUAAGUAGUCGUGUCAAAUAGCUUCUCAUGAUCGUGUCGAUUUAGAGCUUUCUUACCGAGAACGCGUACCCGUUAUCAUCAGUCCUGAUUCCUACCCUCAACUCGACACGACCCAACCCGACACGACCAUCAGAUGACAAAGGGUAUGGAAGCAGCAACUUUGGAGUUUUUUGCGGGAAUAUCUUUCCCUGGUAUGUCCAAGAAUUUUUUUGUCGCAGGGCAAACCGAAGAGGAGCCCAUUGGAACGCACAUACUUCAGAGCAUUUCUGUGGGUGAUUUGCUGACAAAGGCAGGAGUCGAGAGCUACAGCGAGAUCAUGAAGACGGGAGCGAUACUGUUACGGACUUAUAAUGGAAACAGUGCGUAUCCGUUUUCGUGUCGCUAGAGCAGGAGAAAUGGAUUGCUGUAAAACUAGUACACGUGAUGUUUCUUCCUUUUCUAUGAUUGAAUUGUAUUUCUGUGCGUUUUUCUUGCACAUUCUUCUCCUCGUCGUUCAUUCUUCUCGGUCGCGUUUUACUGGAACUGCGAUGUGGAGUCGCCGGCGUGCCACGCAGACAUCACUGUACAACGAGUAGACAAAGGGGCUGGAUAUUUCCAAAAGAAAUCACAUUAUUACAAGAAAGCGGGGAAAGGGGCGAGGGACGCGACUUACAUGAACGGAAUCAAGAUUCUUGUGGAAAGCAGCGGUACGCUAUGAUACCCACUAAUUUGAUGGCAACUUCUACGUACAGCAAUAAAACCACCAAAAAAUCAGUUUGCGCAUCAUGUUUGAAAGUAGACAUGCAAACGAUAGUCAUUACGUCCUUUUCUCAUCCAUUCAUCUUCUACAACCUGCGAAGGAAACCACCAUCUACAUCUCGAACCAGGUAUCGGCAAAAAGACAACACUUGUAUUACUGCUUGUGCAGUUAGGGAGUUGUCUGGCGUUGCUAAGGGUUGCGAGCAUGGUUGCGGACUUUUUAAUGCUCAACUGCUACAGUGACCAAAAGGUGAAGAUGUACUACAAUUAUGGUUGGUCGUCCUCGUUCAGCAUUACAGGGAGAAGGAACAUCGACAUCAUCCUCCCACUGAUUCUUGAUAUCCUCAUCUUCUGGAACCCUGUAUUAGCUGGUCCGCAUCUGAAGCAAGAAGUCAAAAAAUGUUCGAGAUGUACUACUUGAAAGAUGGCACCCACCCCUCAACAUUCCUUCUGUCUCUAACCUCCGUGCAAAGUAAUCGAAACCCAGGACUAUAGCGAUUUGCAGGACCGCAUCAAUAUCAUCCAGGAGUCGGAGAAAGAAACGGCGUUGUUGUUGAGGAAGACGAAGAACUUGGGUAUGGGAGGAGGCGGUAGAGGCGGCCUCGCGGCAAGUAUACUGAGAUGAACAUUGCUGUGAUCCUGAAUUUGCUGCUGUUAUCUCUUUAAACAACAUGUUUCACGUUAUCUCAACUGUAAUCUUCCUUUUUUCAUGUGUGCUACUUGUACUAACUCGGAUGCUCCUCCUCACAUUCUUCUUGCAUGCAAGAAGCAACAAGGGUUGCAUCCCACUAGCACUCCUAACAAGCUGGUCCUAUGUUUUUUCCGCACAUGACUCAUCAACUCUCUCGAAGAAGAACUUGAUGACUGAGAAAGUAUUUCAGACCUUGCGUUGAGUCAUGUUAUCGAUCCCGCUUAUUCCCAAUGUCGUCGGCCUCGACGUGGUCAAUACUGUAAUUCAUUUUCUUUUCCACGAGAAAAAGAU
Messenger RNA from Amoebophrya sp. A25, 3497 nucleotides. Lineage: Eukaryota; Dinophyceae; Syndiniales; Amoebophryaceae. The record is from the annotation of a GenBank genome assembly.